Molecule: messenger RNA, 1864 nt
Organism: Aegilops tauschii subsp. strangulata
Lineage: Eukaryota; Viridiplantae; Streptophyta; Magnoliopsida; Poales; Poaceae
Molecular function (GO): protein binding
Source: RefSeq, a predicted model, not a curated record
AGCCCAAGUAAAAACCAACCAGUGACGACGACACAAGUCCAACGCCGCCGCCGCCGCUCUGCUCCAUUCCCCUUGCCAAACCCUCGCUCCACCUCACGACCUGUCGGCGGCCACGCUCAACGAGCCGAGCCGCAAUGCCUCCAGGAGGAGGAGGAGAAGGAGGACGAACGGGCGAACAAAGAAUCGGGGAGCAGGACCACCCGCCGGCGACUGGCCACGAGUGCCGCGACGAGGAGGCCGCAUCCCGCUCGCCGCCGACGCCGUUGCGGCCUUACCUCGCCGCCACUCCGGUCGCCUCUCAGAACAAGAAGAUGAGGCGGGAGGAUGAGCAGCAGGGGGAGGAGGAGGAGCCCCCGGCGAGCUUCCCGGAGGACGUUCUCGUCGAGAUCCUUUCUCGGGUGCCCUACAUCUCGCUCUUCCACUUCAAGUGCGUGUCCAAACAAUGGCUCGCCCUCUGUUCUGCCCCCGAAAUUCGCAAGAGGUCGCCGCAGACCUUGUCUGGCUUCUUCUACUUCAGUGCCGGUUGGCGUUUCCAGAAUUUGUCUGGGAAAGAUCCUCCCAUCGUCGACCCCAAUCUCCGUUUCUUACGCGGCAGCUAUAAGUAUUUCAGCAUCCAAUAGUGCAGCGCCAACCUUCUCCUUUGCAAAUGCUGGACAUCCCGCCGUCCUAGGCAAUACGGUUGGAAUUUUGUCCCGAAUCCAGGGCCGGGGCAAUGUUUUAACUGGCCUGAGGCUAAGGAGUUCGAUUAUGUUGUCUGCAAUCCUGCUACUCAUCAGUGGACUGUGUUGCCUCCUAUAGAAUUGCCUGAUGGCCUUUCGCGUUUCAGCCUAGGCAAAUACUUUCUGGGUUUUGACCCGGCCACUCCUUCCCGCUUUGUGGUUUUUGUGCCCCUGGACACAUAUUAUGAAUAUGGCCUGUCCGCGGCCAUGAUCUACUCAUCGGAAACUGGAGGGUGGACUUCCAUGCAGAGUCAGUGCAAUGGUGGCCGUACAUAUCAGGUCGGUGAUUUAGAAAGCACCCUCCUAAAUGGCAUUAUGCAUUUCCCUACUCGAUCUUCAUCAAUUGUCACAGUGGACAUGGAAAGGAAUGCUUGGAGGAGAAUUAAAAUGCCACCUGGCUUGCCAAACAACUAUGGCGGUGCUUCCAUUGGGCAGUCACAGGGACGCCUGCAUGUUUGGGAAGAGGAUCAAGAUGGUUGCCAACUCUCUAUUUGGGUUCUUGAGAAUUAUGACAGUGGACAGUGGACCCUAAAGUGUACCAUUAACUGUUUUGAACUGCUUGGAAGGGAUUGUUGCAAAAAUGAUGAGUACUACUCGAUGUUUGCAAUUCAUCCAGAAUGUAAUUUGAUUUUCUUUACUGAUGGAAAUGACAAGAUAUUAUCAUACAACAUGGAUAAUCAGAAAGUCCAUGUUAUCUGCGCUUCUGAAGAUUUCUUCAAAGGUCUGCCACUCCCCCUACUGCCUUACGUACCCUGUUUUGCGGAAUGGGCAUCAAAUGGUCAGUGAAUGCUUAACAUACCUGGUACGGCACUAGUGUCUUAGUAAAGAUGAGCUGUGGGGUAUAUGCCGAAUCUUCUAGUUGAAGCUGUGUGAUGGAUAAAUCAGACAUGCGCUUCAAUUUGUAUUUUUUCUUUUCUUUUAGUGUCUAGGUGCAUACCCUUCUUUUUCUUUGAGCAAUGAUGUAGCCAUGAAGAAUUUGUAACCAACCCUCCAAUGGGAAUGUUUAGCUGUAAGAAUGAACUUAGUCAUUUGAUCUAUUUGCUUCCAUGUAAUAAUUAUAGAUGUCGCUCUUUCAGCUUCCCUAUGGGGCAAAUGUGAAACAAUAUAUUAUAUAUGCUUGAAAUGUUUAAUUUCCUGCAAGCAAA